AUGGCAUUCCCACAGGCCGCACCAGGCACCGGAGCCAAUCCCACCCAGUGUGCUUGUGUCCGCCUCUUCGGUCCUAACCUGGUGGUGGUGGUGACGCCAUACCGGGAAGAAGCUGUUCCGGCUGGUAACCAAGAAGUUUGUGCCCAUCGCACAAGGGUUCAGGAAACUAUACUGUUGAGCCUGCGGCGUCAGGGGCUGAGUCUCAAACGUAUAACCCUCUCAUAUUUGUCAACCUCUGCUUCGACUGUUAGGCCCCGGAUGAAGUUGCUGGAGAGUGGACGUGGGAUGGCGAAAAGGGCAGGAACGAACCUCCAUGUGCGAGGUGACAUGCCCGGCGUCUGGCCAACAUCGCCACUGAUCUUGUCGCUUGCAACUUCUCACUGCUCCUCAAAGCAGUCGUGGCAAGUAUCGAUGGACGGAGCGAAUAUCCAAUGUGCGUUGUUGUUGUUCAAAACCACCACACCUCAUCCUGCUCCGCCAGCCCUUGACAUCAAAACAUCCCACACUGCUCAGCCUACAGCACUGCAAAGUGGAAAGACUUCUGCUACAUGCGACACAACAUCCUCAUCAGGCCUUGCGUACAUCUUACCACGGUGGUGUCAACUACACUGCUCGACUGAGCCACAACCAGUAGCAAACCCCGACCGUCCUCCAGUCCCCUCGCCUGGACAAACUUUGAAGCGCGUGGUCAGGUUGGCGGGCGUGGCGCCCGCGCUGUAG
Molecule: messenger RNA, 720 nt
Organism: Plenodomus lingam JN3
Lineage: Eukaryota; Fungi; Ascomycota; Dothideomycetes; Pleosporales; Leptosphaeriaceae
Source: RefSeq, a predicted model, not a curated record